GGCCGAACUGCCGCGGAACAUGGCGGACUCGAAGCUGCUGGUGCCCGAGCUAAGCGAGGCAGAGACGAUAGGCCCUGAGACGGCGCGCUUCGAGGAGCUGCUGCUGCAGGCCUCCAAGGAGCUCCAGCAAGCCCAGACAACCAGACCAGAAUCUACACAGAUCCAACCUCAGCCUGGUUUCUGCAUAAAGACCAACUCAGCGGAAGGGAAGGUUUUCAUCAACAUCUGCCACUCGCCCUCCAUCCCUCCUCCCGCUGAUGUGACUGAGGAUGAGCUGCUGCAAAUGCUGGAGGAGGACCAAGCUGGGUUCCGCAUCCCCAUGAGUCUGGGGGAGCCUCAUGCCGAACUGGAUGCAAAAGGCCAGGGCUGCACCGCCUACGAUGUGGCUGUCAACAGCGACUUCUACCGGAGGAUGCAGAACAGUGACUUCUUGCGGGAGCUUGUGGUCACCAUUGCCAGGGAGGGCCUUGAGGACAAAUACAGCCUUCAGCUGAAUCCCGAAUGGCGCAUAUUGAAGAAUCGGCCUUUCCUGGGCUCCAUUUCCCAGCAGAACAUCCGCUCCCAGCAACGUCCGCGGAUCCAGGAGCUAGGGAAUCUGCCCACGCCGGGCUACCGGGCAGCUGAGACAGGCCCAGAGAAGCCUCACCUGAACCUUUGGCUGGAAGCCCCUGACCUCCUCUUGGCUGAAAUUGACCUCCCCAAGCUGGAUGGAGCCAUGGGGCUGUCACUGGAGCUUGGGGAGAACCGCCUGGUGAUGGGGGGCCCCCAGCAGCUGUACCACCUGGAUGCCUGUAUCUCCCUGCGGAUCAACGCUGAUGAGAGCAAGGCUGCCUUCCACCGGAAGAGGAAGCAGUUGAUGGUGGCAAUGCCCCUCCUGUCAGUGCCUUCUGAAUCUUGGUGACUCUGUGCUUGCAAGAGUGGAGGAGGAGAGGCUGGUGGUUUCUCUAAAAUGAACUGAAAUAAAAGAUAUUUGUCUUUGUUCU
This is a messenger RNA of Trichechus manatus latirostris (Florida manatee), 983 nucleotides long. It is a transcript of the gene PIH1D1, whose product is annotated as PIH1 domain containing 1. The record is from RefSeq and is a predicted model, not a curated record. The transcript has 10 exons. The coding region runs from base 20 to 901 and encodes 293 amino acids. Gene Ontology annotation, biological process: rRNA processing; box C/D snoRNP assembly. Gene Ontology annotation, cellular component: cytoplasm; ribonucleoprotein complex; R2TP complex. Lineage: Eukaryota; Metazoa; Chordata; Mammalia; Sirenia; Trichechidae.